This is a messenger RNA of Cryptococcus amylolentus CBS 6039, 1251 nucleotides long. RefSeq lists its product as hypothetical. The transcript is spliced from 4 exons. Gene Ontology annotation, biological process: DNA repair; DNA replication. Bases 1 to 1251 code for a protein of 416 amino acids. The record is from RefSeq and is a predicted model, not a curated record. Gene Ontology annotation, cellular component: Slx1-Slx4 complex; nucleus. Lineage: Eukaryota; Fungi; Basidiomycota; Tremellomycetes; Tremellales; Cryptococcaceae.
AUGAUUCCGAGAUAUUGGUCCCUGCUUCUGAUUCUGAUUCUGACGAAGAGUCGCAGCUGGAGGUGGAAAAGCCCUUUCGGUCGGGGGGAGGCCUGCGUGACGCGGGAGGCCUCUCCCAAGCUCAGCGGAAAUCCAGACGGACUCUUGGAUCGGGCAGCAACAUCAACGUUUGAAGCUGAUAAAGAAGCUGCUGUCGCAGAUCUUGGCAAAGAGGUCAGACAGGAUAUCCAGCCGUCGCCCGAUGUUGCUAUUGCACGCCUCGAUGUGGAAAGGAAAUUCAUAAGGGUUUUAGAUAGCCCAAUAGGCGGCCUACAUUCGAAUUUAUCAUGUCUGUCCAUCACGCCAGGGGCACACUUAUGGACCGAACGCGAAGUAUCCCCUCCAUCGACUCUCGAAUGCUCGCGAGUGUCUCCCGCGCUCGAGCGCUCGACGACGCCCACGGCGCCAUACACUCGCUCCUUUGUGGACGUUGACGGUUGGGGCGCGAUUGCGUUCGAGGAUGAUGAUCCGGUUGCCAUCUUGUCGUGGGAGCCCAAGGCAUCUGAACCAGACUCCGCAUCUGAUCUUGACAUCCUCGGCUAUCAGGCGGAGAAUAGUGGCACGUUGAAUAACCGUGCCAGUGGGGUCAUGAUCCCUGACUCGGAUGGUCCUCUGCCACAGGGAGAUGGCGGAGAAGAUGCGGAGCUCUUGGCCAGCAACAAUGAAGCAACGUCGCCUAUCUCAAUUGACGACCAUAUGCCCGACUAUGAGUCGUGGGAUGUCAAGGAAUUGCAACGCCUGACUACAGGAUACGGCUAUCGGUCUUUCAAGAACCAUACAGUGCUCGUCAGAUUGGCCAUAGAAUGCUGGAAGGCUUUGGCUGCUGAUCCCGAGUCGCCCUCGAGCCCGCCCGGUCCUUUACUAGACAGUGCGACUUGGUCUGUGGCUGUCCAGUCUUUACCUGGCGGUCAAGUGGGUGACAUCGCUGAGACGGAAAAUUCACAAGCUACCGAGAUGGGUUGUCAGGAGGUCAAGAAGCCUGGAGUCGAAGUGGAUCUUGAUCAAGUCUUUUACGGUGUUAUCAAAGAGGAUUUUGAUCUUUAUCUACGAGUGCUUCGAUUCGAGCCCUUGAGCUUGGAUGAGCUCAUCAGUAAAUGUCUAAGAGCUGGCAUCACCAAAAAAGGCUGGAAGGCCCAUCUGAAACGUUAUCUGGAUUUGCAAAGCAUAACUUAUUUUACGGAAGACCCUACCAAGCAACGCCAGAGACACUGA